Bathycoccus prasinos is the source of this 1059-nucleotide messenger RNA. RefSeq lists its product with no specific name. Lineage: Eukaryota; Viridiplantae; Chlorophyta; Mamiellophyceae; Mamiellales; Bathycoccaceae. The record is from RefSeq and is a predicted model, not a curated record. Gene Ontology annotation, molecular function: lipid binding. The transcript has a single exon. The coding region runs from base 1 to 1059 and encodes 352 amino acids.
AUGGAGAGCAACGCGACCGACGACGGCGCCGCCGCGUUCUGGUUUCAAAGGCGACAAUCUCAGAGUAAUAAGACGCUUAAGAAAAGAGACGAAGGAAAAACAAGCGUUACGAAGAUUAGACCACAACGACGGAGAAAAACGGACGACGAUAUCGCGACUUCGAACGUCGAUAAUGUCGAGAAAAGGAGUAAUAGUAGUAGUAAAAGGAGUAGUAAUAAAGGAGGGAAAAAAACAGGAGCAUUCGCGAAACAAACGACGACGAAAGAUGGGAUCGAAGUCUGGACCCGGGAAAAUCAAAACACCAGUACUAAAGACAGUUGUGACAACCCAAUCAAAGAAAUCAGAGCGACGGUGACGUACGAGGACGUCUCUCCGAUAAAUUUUUGGAGAGCGGUGGCGGAUUUGGACGAGUACGCGCAGUUCGUACCGUACGUGGGGAAACAUAAGGUUUUGAAAACGCGAGGGAAACUCGCGGAUGGUUCGGCGACGUUUUACGUGUACGGCGUGGUGACCGCUCCGGUGGUGAAGAAUCGCGACUAUACCAUUCGCAUCGAGACGAAGAAUAAUCGCAAGAAAGGGUUCGAGAGUAGGUGGACGUUGGAUACGGAAAAUGUGGGACCGAAACCGAAGAAAGGCGUGGUGAGAUUGUUGGCGAACGAUGGAGGGUGGACGAUUCAACCGUCUAAGAAAAAUCGAGAGGGUUCGUUGACCGCGAACGGCGUUUCGGUGACGUACGAAAUUUUAACCGAUCCGGGGAGUAACAUCCCCGGGUGGUUGAUAGAUAAGGUGAAUCGAGCGAGCGUGCCGGACGUGUUGAGGGCGAUGCGGAAAAGAGCGCUGAGCGGCGAAAGCAGCCACAUUUUACCGGAUAGAGAGGAGAAGAGAAAGUUAGUGAUGGGCGGAAGAUUUCACUUGCCGCACUUUGGAUUUUUAGACGUCGGCCAAUUGAGAGACCACAAACGGUUGGACUCUUUCGCGGACGUGGUGUACAAAACGUCGAAAAAAGUGAACGCGUUGUUCAGCGAGAUGAGCGCGCGCCAAAUUUUGCAGCAAAGGUAA